Molecule: messenger RNA, 3669 nt
Organism: Amphiprion ocellaris (clown anemonefish)
Lineage: Eukaryota; Metazoa; Chordata; Actinopteri; Pomacentridae
Gene: c6.2
Product: complement component 6
Exons: 18
Coding region: 323-3139 (938 amino acids)
Biological process (GO): immune response
Cellular component (GO): membrane attack complex
Molecular function (GO): protein binding
Source: RefSeq, a predicted model, not a curated record
UAUGUAAGAACCUUCUGUGUUCUGAAUACUAUUAUUAUAGUCAUUAUUAAUAAUUUUGAUCUGUUUUUUUGGACUCCUGUUGGCCAGUUUAAGUCCAAAAACAAGCAGGUCCGUUGAUAAAUGACUGCUGGAGGGUUUAUAUUCCUGCUCACAGACAAACCUCAGUCAGAUUCAGCUCUGCCUGCAGUGCAGACUUCAACUUCUACUGCUUAAAUAUCCAUCCAGACAAGCAGCUGCAGAAUUAAAGGCCUCAAUAUCUGCUGAAGUGCAUGAGGUAAUCUGAUUACUUUCAGAGUGGCUGAAGCCGGUUUGAAUCCUCCUGAUGGCUCCAUCCAGCAGCUUGUUUCUGCUGCUGCAGCUCCUCGGCUGUUUCUCAGCAGGUUUCUCCUGUUUCUGUGAUCGAUACCAGUGGAGCUCCUGCUCCAGCUGCUCCAGAACCUGUAACCAUGGCACCCAGCAGAGAACCAGGCAGUUUCAGUAUGAUGAUUAUUACUGGAAGAGCAGCUGCCGUCAGCUGUGCGACCAGUUCGACCGGAGAUCUUGUAAUGAACAGGCCUGUCCAAUCAACUGUCAGCUGACGGAGUUCAGUCCGUGGUCCGACUGUUCGCCCUGCGCCAAGAAACAGUUUCGGACUCGUUCUGUCCAGAAACCGUCCCAGUUCGGUGGUUCUGACUGCAGCCCGGAGCUGACAGAGGAGAGGCCUUGUUUCCCCUCCACUGAGUGCAAGUUAGCAGCCGUCGAGUGCAGAGAUGACUUCAAAUGUGAAAAUGGUCGAUGCAUCAACUCGACACUAACGUGUAACAAGCAGAACGACUGUGGAGAUAAUUCAGAUGAGAAGGACUGUGACAACUUCAAAAUAGUGUGUCCAGUAGAGAAGAGAGUCGCUCCGGGUGCCGACCUGGUGGGAAAUGGGUUUGAUGCUCUGGCAGAAGAACCCAGAGGAGCCGUGCUGGACAACAUGUUCAUGGGAGGAAGCUGCACUAUUAAGAGGCCUCGGAGCACCUUGCUGUACCAUCGGGUUCCCUACAACUUUCAGGACUUUGAGAUUAAGGUUGGACAAAUAGAGGACUUCAGCACUGAGCCACAGCCGCUGAACACCGAGCCCAUCAGUUUCAAGACGUCCAGUUCGUCACCUGAAACUAAAACAGAAAAUCAAGGAACAUUAUUCCUCCCCAUCCUCAUCUUCCUACAUAGGAGCUCUGUAUCACUGGUCAGCUCACACAAGGAGGCUUUUGAAGCUUCGAAGAAAAAGGAUUCCAAGUUUUUCCGAGUGCAUCAGAUCCUUCCGGUGUCCACAUUCAAGGUGAAGGAACCAGGCGAUCUCGUCCUGUCCUUGCCUUUCCGCCAGUUCCUCCACGCUCUUCCUCUCGAGUACAGCUACGCCCUCUACAGGGAAAUCUUCCAACGCUUCGGGACGCAUUACUACAGCUCAGGAACCCUUGGAGGCCACUAUGACCUGCUGUACCAGUACAGCCGAGAGGAGCUCAAGAGUUCAGGUGAAACUGAAGAACGCAUCAAAGGCUGCCUGAGCCGAGAAACCACCUGGACCAUCAUCCUCUACAGCGAACACAGCAGCGUAACCCGAUGCUCGGACAACAGGAUGACUCAGAAAUAUCAAGGUUCGUACAUUCAGUCAGCAGAGAAGUCUUUCUCCAUGGUAAAGGGAGGUCGAACCCGAGAGGCAGCAGCUUUGGCCUGGGAGAGGCAGGGUCCAGCUCCAGACCGAACAUCCUACAAGAACUGGGCCAAGUCCGUUCUCGAAAACCCAGCCGUGGUCGAGUACAAGCUGCUUCCCAUCAUAGAUCUGGUUCGUGGGAUUCCCUGCGCUGCCACGAAGAGGAGGCACCUGAGGAAGGCGCUGCUGCAGUACCUGGAGGAGUUCGACACCUGUAAAUGUGCUCCUUGUCCCAACAACGCCAGGCCGGUUCUGUCCGGAACAGAGUGCAAGUGUGUUUGUCAGACGGGAACCUUUGGCACCAACUGUGAGAGACGAGCUCCUGACUACACUUCAGAGGCAGUGGAUGGUUACUGGAGCUGCUGGGGGCCGUGGAGUCGAUGUUCAGCCUCCAUGAAGAGACAUCGGACCAGGAGGUGUGAUAAUCCAACUCCCCUCAGAGGAGGUCAACCCUGCAACGGACCCAGCAGACAGGAGGAAGCCUGUCACAUCUCCAUCUUCCAGACACAGGAGACUUGUGAUAAUGAUGACGACUUCACUGUCGGCUGGAUUGACCAACUUCCUCCUGGUGUUCAGGGAUGUCUGAGGCCAAAAAGUCCAGCAAACAGCUUCCUGAGGAAAGCUAAACAGUAUUAUAGCUUCGGAGAGGACGAGGAGUUUCAGUGCUUCACUGGAUUCGACCUGGAGGGUUUCCAGUACAUCAACUGCCUCCCUGAUGGAACCUGGAGUCAACCGAGCGGAAGAUGCAUCAGGAAGAUUUGUCUUCCUCCUGACAUUCCCGACGGAAUGACGCUGUUCCCCAACAAAGAAGAGUACAGGGUGGACGAAUCGGUGGGUCUGAACUGUGAUGACGCUGGUCUUUCUCCGCUGCCUCGAGGUUUCUAUAAAUGCAGCAACAGUCUCACCUGGGAGCCUCCGUUACCUGCAGACCUGCGCUGCUCCAACGAGGAACCGUUUGUUCCUGAGCCUCAGUGUCGUCCAGGAGAGAAGCUGCAGGAAUCAAAAUGUGUUUGCAUCCAACGGGAGAGCUGCCUCUCCCAACUGGAGAAUCUCUGCGUCCUGAACUCGGAUGUCGGCGUCGCCGUGUCGAUGUCACUCUGCUCCUUCCACGCCGGUCGUUGCCAUGGCGACCCGCUCUUCUUCAUCAGCGACGGCGCCUGCGAUCCGGCCGAUGUAGCCAAACUGGAGUGGGCCAAGUUCAGAGCCUCGAUGUCGUCCAAGAGCUCUGUUCAGGAAACCUGCGAUCUGGACACCUGCUACGAAUGGGAAACCUGCUCAGCAUCUAAGAAAUGUGAGUGCAGAGCUGCCAGAGAUUGUCCCAAAGUGGGGAACCACGUCUUGUUCUGUGUGAAGCUGACCAGGAGCCAGAGGACUCGUAGCAUGGAUCUCUGCUCUAUGGCCGCCCUCAAGUGUGCAAGUUAUCAGUUUGAAACUGUCAACGAAGGCGACUGUGCAUCCAGAUGAUCUUCAUGAAGCUUAACUCAACAUCUGGAUUCAUCUGUGCUUAAAGCAACCUUCAGCCACUGAUGGAGAAACUUUGAAAGUCACUACAUGGUUAAAAUACAUAAGAUUCAUACUAGAUUUACUGUGUUUGUGCUUCAGAACCACAAAUGUAAAAACAUUAUAGAUACAAACUGAACUGACAAGCAGGUAUAUAAAGGUCAAAACACCAAGAAUACAUAGUUUAAGAUGCACUUAUAGCCUGUGCUGCAGUGCAUCUUGGGUACUUUCAGCGCUUAUUUUACAAACAGGCACUAGAUGGCAGCUUGACACAGCAAAGUGAUGCUACUUUAUUCAGAUUAUCAACAGGUUUGGUGCAGAGUUUUAAAUGUGAAGGAGCUUUUUUGGAUGCUUCAGAUUCCAGAAAAAAAUGUCGGCGGCUUAAAUUUGAGACUUUUCUUCAGCUUGGAAACUCCUCCCAGUCAAAUCAUCAGUCCAAAUGUCCAAACUGUGUUACGAAAUAUCUGCUUUUUCAAUAAAAGUUGAAGGUUUAA